CAAGCCUUCAAAAUGUAGUUGCUACAAAAAUAGACUGUAAAGGAUAAAGAAAACGACAAAAGAAAGAAAAACGGGUUCCAGGUUUACAAAAGAUAAGAAAAUUUCAAGGGAAGAUAAGGAAGAUAAGGAAGAUAAGGGGUUAAGAUGAAUAACGUACAGUUGGAUGGGGAUCUGUCUCUGUCGUACAAUCAGCUCAUGUCACUUGAUGACGUUACUGUGGAUACAUUACCGGAGAAAAAGGGAAUGAUAAUGAAGCACACAGAGUACUUGAUCCGGUCCACAAAUUACAACUCCUCCUCUCAGAGAAGAUACACUGAUUUUGAAGUCUUCUACGAUUUACUCGUCAUGCGUUAUCCAUACAGGAUGGUACCAAGAUUACCCCCUAAGAAGAUAGGGAUGACGGAUCAUUUUAUCAACGAGCGACGGAAAGCACUUGCCAGGUUCCUAAGUAUCAUCAGCCGGCACCCAGUCUUGCGUAAAGACCCAAUUGUACAGUUCUUCUUCACAGUGGAGGUCCACGAUUUCCACAUACACUUGAAGGAUAAAAUAGAAGAGCAACUAAAUGUGGUGUCCGGAGACGUUAACGGAAUGAAGACAGAGCUGGCUAACAUGUUACAGAGUGUCACUGUCCUGAGGGAUCUCUCGGAGCGAUGGGUUAACCGGACCAAAGCGGCAGCAUACGACCUCCAAAUGUACAGCAACGAACUGUCGGUCCUUGCUGGUGAGGGACAGACUGUGAGCGCGUGGAGUUCACACAAGGGUGAUGCUUGGAGCAAGCUGAGAGAAGGAAUGCGGGGACUCUCUGCUCAGUUCUCUAAUCUAUCUGAGCGAGUGGGACGACAGCGAAUUGAGGAAGAUGCAGGAAUAUUGGAGAACAUCGCCCUUCUCCUGGAUAUACUGCAAGGAGUAAAGGAUCUAGUUGAUAGGCGAGAGAAAGGAGUAAACAAGGAGCACCAGCAAGCUUUUAGCAGGGUACAACAGUUAAAGAAACAGAAGGGAAGCAUUGCAGCAAGUGGACAAGGGACAGGAGCAGGUAUUCAAGAGAAAAUAGAGCAACAAGAGUCGCUCAUCAACAACAUUGGUCUCAGGAAUAACUUUUCGGUUCUGUGCUUGCACUGGGAAAUGAAGCAACUUUACACGUAUCUCUCUCAUUUUGGAGUGAUCUGGAAUUGUUUCGUUAAAACUCAACUCUCAGCCCACAAUGAUUUAUGCAGCCUGUGGCAAGGAACCGGAAAGUUUACCAGCCUGAUGACCUCUGCUCAGAGCAGCGCCCCCAUUUCCUACCAAUCAGCACAACCGUCCGCUCCCGCACCCUCGUACGGAGGGCCUAGUUUUUAUGAUAUGUAGAAUUUUGGUUUACUUUGACAGUUUAAGAUACACCAUUUCAUAGUUUCCUCCUUUAAGGUUCCCCGGAAUUGUCCAUUAGAAUCUACCACUAACACGAUUAACCAGAUACAAUUUGAUUAAUAUAAGUUGAAGGAGGGAUUAUGAUUGCUGUCCUUGAAAACUUCGAACAUUUGUUUGUUUUAUGUGAUCUGUGUUAGUUGAUUAUUGUUCACUCUAGAUAUUUAAUUAACUUUAUACAGUGGUUACA
Messenger RNA from Bolinopsis microptera, 1594 nucleotides. Its product is annotated as sorting nexin-8-like. The coding region runs from base 145 to 1347 and encodes 400 amino acids. Gene Ontology annotation, molecular function: phosphatidylinositol binding. Gene Ontology annotation, biological process: early endosome to Golgi transport; intracellular protein transport. Gene Ontology annotation, cellular component: early endosome membrane. The transcript is spliced from 11 exons. Lineage: Eukaryota; Metazoa; Ctenophora; Tentaculata; Lobata; Bolinopsidae. The record is from RefSeq and is a predicted model, not a curated record.